This is a messenger RNA of Spodoptera exigua (beet armyworm), 7887 nucleotides long. Lineage: Eukaryota; Metazoa; Arthropoda; Insecta; Lepidoptera; Noctuidae. The record is from the annotation of a GenBank genome assembly.
CGAAACUGUCAAAACGCGAAUUGUUAUGAAAAUAAUCGCUAACUUAUUUUUCGCAUUUUCGUCUGUUCAUAACGUUUAACUCCAUAAUUUUGUUUUAUUGCAUUUUUAAUUUUACAUUUACCUCAUAUCGAUAUUAAAUUGCAUUCCGAUGUUCACGUAGUGAUCGCUAUACGCGAGUGAUGUUUCGGUAUCUACCUUUUUGUUUUGUCCAGAAAUAUAAAAUUUCUGGUUGAUUUGCGAUGGAGGAAGUGAGGCAGCUGGUGCAGGAGGAAGGCAGGGAGGCGCGGAACCUAGUUGCAUUCCAUGUGGCCGUCGACACACCAAGUCGCAUCUCCCGUAAGCCGCCGCGUUCCGGCGCCCCUCCGCCACGGCGCGCUACUCCCCGCGCCGCCACACGCCUCCGCUCGGCAUCGGCUGGCAGGGACAAGCGAUCUGAACUGCGAGCCAGAUACUGGGCCCUGCUGUUUGGAGACUUGCAACGAGCUAUUGGCGAGAUUUACAACACCGUCGAGGCUCAUGAGAACCUAAACGAGUGCCAAGAAGUGAUCCUAGUUCUAGAGAACUACACUCGCGACUUCAAGGCACUCGGCGAGUGGUUCCGGUUGAAGUGGGAGUAUGACAACACGCCUCCGCCUCAAAGACCACAAAGUCUCGCAUGGGAGAUUAGAAAGACAGACUUUGUACGACCAGAGUCACGAAAAGGCUAUUCCGUCAAAAGUUCCCCAUCAGUAUCAGGCAAAAAUAGUCCUUGCCUUUCUGGACAUAACACACCAAGUGGCAAAAACAGCCCCAACUUAACUGGAAAAGCUAGCCCCGGUAGUGGUAAAGUUAGCCCACGAGUUACAGGACAUUCCAACAACAGUCCAAAAGCGAAUAUUGAAUUUUUCAGCAACAAAAUUGCUUCGAAAAUCACUGCUAAGCCUGAGCCAAAAUCUGCUAAAGAGAUAUCAAGACUUUCCGAUAUAAAGGAGAAAGAGGUAAAGGACACAGUUGACGAUAAUGAUGUCAUUGAUGUGAUAACCUCUGCAGUUGACAAGGAAGAGAAAUCAACAAAAGAAAUAGUUGAAAAAAAUAACAAGCUGAUCAAAGAACCCGUCGUAGAAAUAGGUAAGGCAAGAGAAUGUCCAAAUACUGCCCCAAAGAUGGUGGUUAUUAAAUCACCUAAACGAGUAGCUCAGGAGGAUGCCAAAGCAGUUAAUGGAGAUAUUUCAAGCCAAGCUAAAGCUACUAUUGCCAAACUAGACGCUAUGGAGAAUGAGUUCUUAGCUAAACAGCUUAGUGAAAAUGCAGCUAAGAAUGAUAAUCAAUUGAAUCUCGAUAAAGAAUCUGAUGAUGCAGCUUUUGCAAAACCCGCGCCCGUAAUUACUACAAACUUGACAGAACACAACAAAAUGAAUGGCGAGAAAAAUAAGGCUAUCGAUGAAAAUAGUACUGGUGAUGAAAAAACAAGCAUUUCUUCUGUAUCACCAGUCAAGUCUGAGGAUAAUUUUGGUGAUGUAUCCAAUGAGAGUUACAAAUCAAGCGACGAAAAAACUUCAUCAAGCGGUGACAAACAUGACGUUACUAAAACAGAUGUCAAAGAAUUAAUUUCAGAAAUAAAUGACACCCAACAUCAAAACAUGACUAUUAAAGACCAAGAAAUUAAAAAUGAAGACAUAAAAGAAACUGAUAGCACGAAAGUUGCCGAAAAUGUUGGUAAAGAAAUGCAAGACACUAAAGAUUGUGAAGUUAAAGAUAAGAAAGAUCUCGACUCAAAAAAGAUUGAUCUCAGAACUACAUCAGAAAAGCCGAGCACAAGACCGGCCUACUCCCAGGCAGCUGCCAAACCAAAACCAGUGACUACUCCCAAAGCUGAAGUCAAAACUCCAACCAGAUUGAUAGCUAGAAGCAAGACUGUCGUUGAAAUGCGACCGAAUCCCGCUUCUAAAGCUCAAAGACCAUUCCCAAAACGCAACCAGACUAGCAAGUGCAGUUACCCUUUCAACCUUACAACGGGAAGGACAUCUCUAUUUGACGCUCCGUCCAAUAAAGUAGUAUCCAAAAAACCACCUAUUCGCUCACAAAUGGGCUCUGGCGAUAGUAAGAACACAGCCAAAACUGACGUAAAGAAACGACCACCACGACCGUCUACACUCAAAAUAAACGAGAAAGGUGAUAAAACGGAGAAAGUGAAUCCAUCGUUUGAUAAGAAAGAAGGCGAAGAAUACAGCAGUAGUGAUACUAUUGUUACUCAAAUAGAUAUGUCCCGCAUUGAAUCUAGUGAGAGUUUAAAGACAUUAGUGCCAGAGGAAGGUGACUUCGCCAAUUCAAUCGAAGUACUUAACGUCGAUAAUGCUAAGAGCGACAAUGAUGGCUGGCUCACAGUCAAGUCUAGGCGACUUAGUCGCGAAUCGAAGAAGCAAUCUAAAUCACACUGGGCUAACAGAUUCCACCAGCCAUCAGCAACCACCAGCUUGCCGACUCUUAAUAUGAUUGAAUCUCCUAAACAGGAGGUGAAAGAAAUAGUAUCGGUCUCGAAAUUGGAUCGGGCGAAGUCUGAACAACCACAGAACAAGCCAGAGAAGCCUAAAAUUGUGAAAGCGAAACCUGAAGCAAAAGAGGUUAAGAAAGACUUGUCCAUAAUAAGACAAAAAUCUGACGUCACUGGUCUGAAAACUCGCACUUCUAGGACCAAAGCUUUGAAACGUGAGAAAGUGAAGGACACUCCCAAAGAUGAUGGUUCGGAGUUGACUAAAAAUCGCUUACAUUCCUCCCUGGAAAGUCUUACGACUGGAUUAGCAAGGUCCCAAGAAAAAACCGAAGAGACAUUCGACUUUGACAAAUGGAAAUCUGAGUUCAUGUCGACGUUCAAAUUUUUGGAAGACGACGAUCAAAUGAAUGAUCAUAAUGAGAUUCUGAAGACGGCAGAUCCGUCAGAGAUGUCGGAAAUUGCUGAAAUGACGUCACAGAUUGAGGAGAAUGAAAGGAAGAUCAGCUUGGCUCUGGACUUCCAGUCGGAGGUCGAUCAGAGGAAGUUGUGUGAGGAGGAGGAUUUGUUGAACAGGCAGAUUAUGGAACUUCAGCAAGUUUCCGACAUAGAUCUGGAUACGGAGACUGACGAUACUGAGACUGACGCAGAAAUUCUAUGUGAGGAUCCUUCAGCGGGUGCUUCUGGCCAAUCUACCGAGAAUUUGUCCCUAGCUGCCAGUUUAGAAGACCAGUAUGAGACGGCCCUCGCUGGCAUGUCCUGGGCUGAACGGAUUGAUACACUCGGCGCAUUGGAGGCUUUGGUCGCCAGGGAUCCAGGGCGCGCUCAACAAUUACACGCGAAAUUGUCCCAAGGCAUCAAGCGUCGUGGCAGCUUGCAGGACGCACUGCGUCGACUCCAGUUAAAGCAAGCUCGGGCAGAGAGACAGCGGAUAGAGUAUCAGACGGAACGGGCGAGGAAGAUACAUCAGUUGCUGGCUAGAGUCGAGGAGGUCAAGGUCGCUAAGAACGAGCUGAUUGAAGAGAAGCGUCUUCGCAUGGAGAGACGACUUCAGAAGGCAGCAGCAAAUAGAGACCAACAUCUCAAGGACAUAGUCCGCAAAGCUCAUGAUGAAGAGGAGAAACUCCGUGAGAUUGCGUUCAUCAAGCAUUUGGAAGCUGAGAACAGGAGACACGAGUUCCUCGACCAGUGCCGGUCGCAUACCACUCGGCUACGGCAGAUGAGGAGGGAUAGACUCUCCAAACUGGAGCAAAAAGCAGCUCGCGAAGCAGCAGUAGGCGCCCGCAGACAGGCGCUGGAGGCUGCCAGGAAGCUGCAUGUCGAGACUCUGCUCGAGAAGAGGAAGGAGAGGGACGCCAGGGUAGAGGAACUUAAAGAACAGAAGAAACAAGAGAGAGACGAUGCUGCAAGGGAGAAGGCACAAGGUGUAAAAUCUCGUUUAUCCGCUUUAGCGGCGGCGGCAGAGCUAGAAGCUGAUGCACUGAGGUCCCGCAUCCGCGACAAGCAGGACCGCAGCCAACUGAGGCUGGAGUCUCAUCUACAGGCCAUUAGGGAGAAGGCCACUACUGGACCUCGACAACCUACAACUUCAGAAAGCCAAGAUCAGAUGUCCAAAGAGGAGAAGGAGUUACAAGAAGAGACUCAGCGUUUAGAGCAAGAGAGAAAAGACAGAGAGAAGCAGAAAGCCAUCAAGAAGAAAGCCAGGAAAGUUAAACAGAAGUUGUUGAUGACGAGCAACGACACAGUUAUUAUAGACGACGCCUCCCUAGUAGACGUUAUAACGCCGACAACUACAAAAGUAUGCAAGGUCAUACACCAACUAUCGCACACACUCGAACCAUUUUUAGAACACCCUAUAACAUUCACAAUUGAAAACGAAAACGUUACACAAGAAAACGGCUACGACCCACUUACUAAGAAGAGACACAGAAUUAUCAUCAACGGUGGAGCGAAGAAUACAAUCGAAAAAGAUGACAAGGAUAAAUCAGAGUCCAGUCGCAAAGAGAAAGAGAAAGAAAAGGAGAAUAGAGAAGCAGAAAAAGAGAACAAAGUGGUAGAAAAAGAGAAUAAAUCCAAAGAAAAAGAAAACAAAGUUCUUGAGAAGGAGAAUAUAGCAGUUGAGAAAGAGAUGAAAGGAGAAGAAGUUGAGUCGAAUAGUAGUGGUAAAAAGAAGAAGAAGAAGAGUGACAAAGAUAAACCGAAGUUGAGUAAGGCUAGUUCGGUCUGUUCUUCUCUUAGUGAUAUGAGUAAGAGUUCGGGGAAGAAUGAGAAGCCUCGGACCAUGAUUGAUAUGCAAUGCUUGGAGAAGCAACUCAAUGAAUUGCAUAGGACUGUUGAGAAGUGCGCUAAAAUGACCCCUAAAGAGAGGACAUCGCUCCACAAGAUCCAUCUCCUGAAAGUACUGGGAGAAAUGCUGUGUAUCGCCUGCGAUCGAGAGGAUAUCACCCCACAAUUUAGUACCAAAGCGCUGGCGUCGUGCGUGGUGUGUAUGUCCCGGGCGGUGUCAGGGUGCGCCACUAGCGCGCGGUACGUGCUGGCCGCCCGCGUCGCCAUCUACGCCGUCAAACUGCUCAGUCUGCAACUAGAAAAGGAUCUGCAAGCCAACCAAAGGGAGAUGGAAUUAGCCAUGCAGAUCAGCGACUGUCUCUCCGUCGUCCUGGACGGCGUGUUGUGCUCCUCCCGACUCUACAACGACGGCAAGAGGGACAAUUCCAAAGAGGAGGCUGAAAUGCUCUCAACGUUGCGAGGCAGAGCUCAUAUGCUGAUCAGUUACCUCUGCCUGACUGGUUGUAUCAACCGUGCUGAGAAAGCAGGUGCCGCCCGAGAGAGCAUUCAGACCUUGCUGACUGUCUGCGCAGACCUCUGCCAUCCUUGCGAGGUUGAUGUUGGCUCGGAACGCAUAGUGGCGACCCAAUCGCUCCGCUGCGCCCUCGGCACUGGUAUCGCUGGCUCCCGCGCAGAAUUCUGCAUGCUGUUCGCUCAGGGAGCAGGAUUGGAACACAGUGGUGGAUUCGUCAAGGCAGCUCGCACCGCCCAUCUGCUGCGGACCUUGGCUGAACUGGAUCAUAUGAUCGUACAGGAAGCCUUCGGCGAAGGCGGUUGGCCUCUGGAGUUCAGAGCGGCUGUUGCUAGACUUCUAUCACAGCAUGCACCCACCGAUAAAGAAGCGCCAAGAACUACGGCUUUGCGUACGAAUAACCAGCGCCUUGACCAGACUCUCUCCGAAACGAUGGUGUUGGACUUGAUCGUUCUAGUCGGAUUCGUUGUCGUCAACAAUCCACAAUUACAGGAAACAAUAUGCGACGGAUGGAGUGUGAUCAAGACGCUGUGCACGCUGCCAGCGAACUGGCUGGUGUCCAAGCCUCACAGCGACUGCCUGCUGCCCACGCUGGUGGCGCUCUCUGAUCUGCCGGCCGCAGCCAGCGCUAUAUCCUCAGAGCUCAGCACGAAAAUGCUCCAUGACUACAUGAAGAGCCCGUGCGCACAAAAGAUAAAACUGGUACAAGUGAUCAAGCAGGGACGCACAAAGAAAGGUAAGAACAAGGAAAAGUAGACUGAAAAUCCAAGAAUGAAAAUGAAAAUGUUGAUCAUAUUUGUAACGGUGCAUUCAGCAAACGUGUGAGCGUCGACGCAGUUAAGCCAACACUGGCCAACUAGUUCGACAAUCAUCCCAAUUUUAAAUUAUUCAUCCCAAAUAUUAUCCUGAUUAUACGAAGGCCUAACCUAAGUAUUAAAGUAUUCCAAUUUGAUGUUUCCCUCUUAAUGAUCAUUCAUACAAGGGUGAUGUAAAAGGUUUUGCUAAUCAAUGGAGGUAUGAUUUGGAAUUUGAGCUUGGUUUAAACGACAAUCGUGGCUUCGCUAUGUAUUUGAUUGGUGGCUGAUUUUAAAUUGAUGGCUGAUUGCAAUCGUAUAGGGAUGAUCAUUCGCAUUUUUAGAAGCACAAUGUAAUUGGUGUUUAAGUAGAAUUUAUUCGAUUUGAUCUUUGGUAAUAUUAUUCGUGCUACAAUUACGUGUUGUAAAAGUAAAGCGAUUAUAAAAAAUAUGUCAUUGUCGUGUUCUUCUUAGUUGUUUUUGAGUCAUAAAUUCUUAGAUAUAAACAUUUUCGAUGGUCAAUUUGAAAUUAAUCCUAAUAUAUCGAUGUAACGGUACUUUAUUCAGACAUCAAUAUAAAUGAACUAGUUUAUUCGGACUUUGCAAUUCAAUGCAAUAUUUGCUUAGAAUAAUUCUAGGUACGCCUGUUGACACAUUUUCUUGCGAAACGUAUUUGCCUAUAUCUACUGCCGCAGAUACUUUGUAUCGAUUAUAUUUUUUUAGUUUUAUUUUGUUGCCUAUAUUGAACUUUUUGAAGUUUGAUUUUAAUUGUGUACUUAGUUCACGAGUCGUCGUAUGCUUAUCAUCCGUCAGGGUAUGUUUGCUCCCUAUUGUGCCAUUCAUGUCUGUGCCAAUUCUUGCUAACGUCGCGUCGUAUGGUCAGUACCUUGAGGUACUUGAUUUCCUUCAUUAGUAACUUCAACAAAUUCUGCAGUAAAGCAGUUGGCAUUUGCUACAUUGGUAUCAUUACGCACUUUUUCAUCGAUGACUUAAUUAUUAUUAAGAUGUCCAUUUUGUUCUCUAUGUGUGCCGAUUCUUUGCUUUGUUUUCUCUGUUGUGAUUCGUAAGACAUUCCCAAAUUCAUGGUUUAAUUCCAUUUAUUUUUCGUAUGCGCACAAUCUUUGAUAUGAGCUCAAUUUUGUCUUUCGCUUCAUUAUAAUUAAGGCUAAAUUUAAAUUCAUCAUAAAAUACUAGUCAAAUACUCUACGUAAUUUUAUUCGCAGUAUUUUAGAGUAUUAGUAGAAACUCAAUUGAUUAGCAACACCAUUAAUAAUAUAUUUAAUCUAUCAUAGUUUGCACCGCCCUUCGAGGCAACCACCCAUAUAUUUUAAUAAUCAUUAUUAUCAAAUUUGUAGUUUCAGCUUUUACUAAAACAGUACAGACAUUUUUCUCUAAUGUUUAAGUAAACGCGUUUAGAUGGUUAGAGUUGAUAAUGUUGUACACUUUUUGAUGUGAGUCUAUUUAUCUAUUUUUCUAUGGUUGUAGUUUAGAACUAGACGGAAAAACUAUGUAAUUCAACUAAACUAAUUACGCAUUGGAUUUUGUAAGCUGAUUUUUUAAAACGUGGACGCCUUUGAGUGCUUUUAUCUUCAUUCUAAUUUAAAUAUUAUCUUUCUUCUUUAGUUUAAAAUUCGCUACGGUUAGUGACGUUACUUAAUUAGCCAAAAAUGUUGUGUUCUGUUUUUUUUAUUUAAUGUUUGUGCUAGUCAAUGCCUGGCGUCGGUCCAGUGUCUUAAUGCUUUAAUAUAAUUAUGAAUGUAGUUCAUAAACGACUGAGCUCUCUUACUGAUUUUAUUUGUGUAUUAACAAAUAGUUUCAGUAAUUGUAUU